Messenger RNA from Fonsecaea multimorphosa CBS 102226, 759 nucleotides. RefSeq lists its product as uncharacterized. The record is from RefSeq and is a predicted model, not a curated record. Bases 1 to 759 code for a protein of 252 amino acids. The transcript is spliced from 2 exons. Lineage: Eukaryota; Fungi; Ascomycota; Eurotiomycetes; Chaetothyriales; Herpotrichiellaceae.
AUGCACUCAUACAUUCCUUUCAUUGUCGGUGCCUUUUUGGCUACUGCUGUUCGAGGCUCUGCCAGCUCCUCUGGAGACCAUUCAGUUCUUCCUCAUCAUCUCACCUGCAAGCCCUCAAACGCUGGCGGGUGCGCAAGUUGCGGUGCAAAUUACGUCCAAUGUGGUCCUGAUACUUGCUAUAACCCAUCUGCCGGCGAAGUCUGUUGUUCAAGUCAAUAUUCUUGCCCCGCAGGCGCCACCUGCUCUUCUACGGGCACAGGUUGCAUUCCCAAGCACAACUCCCGCCGUGAUGCAGACUGCUCUGACGACGAUCAAGACUACGGUACAAGCAUGAAUAUGGUGUCAACUUCGUCUAACCCGACUUCUGUGUCUAUCACCAGCGACUCAACUACCAGCUAUACCACCACUGUCACUUCGACAACCACAAGUACCGUCACUGUGAGCGCGACGUCCUCUUCUGCGGAUGCUUGCUCUCUCAGUGCUGCAACAACCGGUCUACCCCUGACCACGUCGAUGGCGCCGUUUGGCAACGCUACUACGGUGGCUUUGGAUACAACCACCUCGACCCUGUCGGUGACAAACGUGUCCACGACCGCCCCUGCUUCUAUCUCCGUUCCGAUCAACGCGACAGUGGCCACCCAGAGCAUUGUCCCUCCCAUCACUGGGUACACGGGGGCUGCCACGGAUCUGCAGGGUCAAUCUUCAACAUCUCUGUUCGCUCUUGGUUCCUUGGUGUUUAUGGCCACUCUGUUGAUCUAG